AUGAGCAUCAAAGUAGAUAAAGACGCUUUUUAUAGGCGCAUGAAGAAACUUUAUUCUGCGUGGGCCAAAUCGAGUGGGGAUGAAGGGCUGGGUAAAAUGGAUGCCCUCAUUACAGCUGUUGGCGUGGAUGAAGAAGUCAUCUAUUCAAAGUCGACUGCUUUGCAGACCUGGCUUUUUGGAUACGAGCUGACAGACACAGUGAUGAUCCUGUGUGAACAAGUGAUUUGUCUGAUGGCCAGCAAGAAGAAGAUUGAGUUCCUGAAGCAGCUGGACAGCUCUAAAGAAAAUGACCAGGGGAUCCCUGCCCUGAAGUUGAUCACAAGAGAAAAGGGUGACAAAGACAAGGAUAAAGCCAACUUCCAGAAACUGAUUGAGUACAUCAAGAAAAGCAAAAAGGGCAAAACAGUUGGAGAGUUCAGCAAGGACAAAUACCCAGGCGAGCUCAUAGAAGGCUGGAAUAAGGCAGUCAAGGAGGCUGGCUUUGAGCGGGUGGAUGUCUCCUCUCAGUUUGCUUACAUCAUGGCCCCGAAGGAAGAACUGGAAGUCAAGACCAUACAGAAGGCCAGCCAGGUCACCUGUGAUGUGUUCAAUAAGUACCUCAAGGAGCAGAUCAUGGAGAUCAUUGAUGCUGACAAGAAAGUGAAACACUCAAAACUGUCAGACGGAGUGGAGCAAGCUCUACAGAACAAGAAAUAUGUCACUGGAGUGGACUCCAGCCAGCUGGAUGUUUGUUAUCCAGCAAUUAUCCAGAGUGGUGGCAAGUACAGCCUCAAGUUCAGCACCACCAGUGACGAGAACAACCUCCAGUUUGACACAAUCGUGUGUGCUAUGGGGGUUCGCUACAAGUCCUACUGCUCCAACAUUGUCCGUACACUGAUGGUCAACCCGGCCGAGUCCGUUCAGAAGUUGUAUGAAUUUCUGGUCCAGGUCGAGGAAGAGGUUAUUGCCAAGCUGCAGCAUGGUGUCAAACUGAGCGAAGUAUUUGAUGCAGGCCUGGCCACUGUCAAGAAAGAGCACCCAGAACUUGAAAACAAUCUCAUCAAAAGUUUUGGAUUUGCCAUGGGGAUUGAGUUCAGAGAAGCUUCCCUCCUCAUUGCUCCAAAGACGAGAGCUCCGGCAAAGAAAGGCAUGGUAUUCAAUGUCAGCAUUGGCUUCGCAGACAUCAAGGGAGGUGACAAAACUGUGGCUUUGUUUCUUGGAGACACUGUCCUUGUCAAUGAGGGUGCACCAGCUACAGUUCUCACAACCACAAAGAAGAGGUUAAAACACGUUGGUAUUUUUCUGAAAGAUGAUGACGAGGAGGAGGAAGAAGAAGAGGAGGAGAACGAAUUAGAGAAAGAGGCAGAACAGCUGCUUGGAAGAGGGAGAAGAACUGGCAUGGUGGAGGGCAGAACAAGGACUGAAGCACCCUCAGAGGAGAAGAGGCAGCAGCACCAGAAGGAACUGGCAGUUCGACUCAAUGAGGAGGCCAGGGAAAGACUCAGAGGGACCAAGACUGGGGGAGAAGAUAAAAAGUCCAAGAAAUCAAAUGUGUCAUACAAGAAUGUCAGCCAUUUCCCUGAUGAAUCAGAGUGCAAGGAUUUGAAAUUGUUUGUUGAUAAAAAGUAUGAGACACUUGUUCUUCCCAUUUUUGGAACACCAACACCAUUUCACAUUUCUACAAUCAAGAAUAUCAGCCAGUCUGUAGAAGGAGAGUACACGUACCUGAGAAUCAACUUCUUCCAUCCUGGCUCUGCGCUGGGCAGAAACGAAGGCAGCUUCCCAAACCCAGACAUGACCUUCUUGAAGGAAAUAACUUACCGCAGCUCCAACACUAAAGAACCAGGCGAGCUAUCAGCACCAUCUUCCAAUUUAAACACCGCCUUCCGACUCAUCAAAGAAGUUCAGAAGAAGUUCAAAACCAGGGAAGCUGAAGAGAGAGAGAAAGAG
Messenger RNA from Candidula unifasciata, 1929 nucleotides. The record is from the annotation of a GenBank genome assembly. Lineage: Eukaryota; Metazoa; Mollusca; Gastropoda; Stylommatophora; Geomitridae.